CAAUCCUACGCAUGGGAGGCAUCUUACACGCGCUCAUGGGACACUGUGCAAGAAGACGAGGGCGGAAGUUUGCAAGGAGCUGUGGCAGAGCUUAUGGCGAGGGGGAGGCGACGGAGCAGGCUCCUCGCGCCUGCCGCCGCCAUCCGCCGCACGAUUAUUCGACAUUUGAUCAUUCUACUCGACCUUUCAUCCUCCAUGAUGGACCGUGACCUGCGUCCGACACGGUUUGACCUUACAUUAGAAUACACCCGUGAGUUUGUCACAGAAUGGUUCGACCAGAAUCCUUUAGGGCAGGUUGGCAUUGUGGGGAUGCGCAGCGGGCUUGGAGAACGGAUCGGCGAGAUGUCUGGAAACCCCCAGGACAUUCUGAAAGCCUUGUCAGAACGACACAAAUUAGAGCCCGUCGGGGAACCAAGUUUACAAAAUGCCAUUGAGAUGGCUCGCAGCAGCAUGAGCCAUCUCCCAACACACUCUUCACGAGAAAUCCUCAUUAUUUUCGGCUCUCUGACAACCGUGGAUCCCGGGGAUGUUUAUGACACCCUCCAAACCUGCGUCAAAGACAAAAUUCGCAUAUCAGUCGUCGCGCUCGCCGCGGAAAUGAAGAUCUGCCGCGAGCUGUGCGAUAAAACAGGCGGCCAAUUCGGUGUCGCCAUGAACGAGGGACAUUUCAAGGAUCUGCUGUUUGAAUUAAUCCCUCCGCCGGCACAACGAGCGGUUCCGCGCGCUGCCGGAGGGGGUACGGCGAACCCGGCGGCCGACCUCAUGAUGAUGGGGUUCCCGUCGCGCCUCCCAGACACGUCACCGCCUUCGCUGUGCGUGUGCCAUGCGGACCUGCGCAGCGCGGGAUUUCUGUGUCCGCGCUGCCUCGCGAAGGUCUGCGACGUGCCGACGGACUGCGACAUCUGCGGUCUCAUGAUCGUGAGCUCGCCGCAUCUCGCGCGGAGCUAUCACCACCUGUUUCCGGUGAAGCCGUAUGCUGCUGUCACCACGCUCGAUGAUACGCCCAGCCCGGCUGCGAGCUGUCAUGCGUGCGCCCUGCCGUUCGAACAGCUGCAGGGAGCCACGACCGUGUUGACCGAGGGCAUGAGUCCGCUAGGUCGCUAUCGCUGUUCAGACUGCCACCACGAUUUCUGCACAGACUGUGACGUGUUCGUGCACGAUGUAGUACAUUGCUGCCCAGGGUGCGAGAAAUAA
Molecule: messenger RNA, 1194 nt
Organism: Heterobasidion irregulare TC 32-1
Lineage: Eukaryota; Fungi; Basidiomycota; Agaricomycetes; Russulales; Bondarzewiaceae
Exons: 6
Biological process (GO): regulation of transcription by RNA polymerase II; DNA-templated transcription; nucleotide-excision repair
Cellular component (GO): transcription factor TFIIH holo complex; transcription factor TFIIH core complex
Molecular function (GO): zinc ion binding
Source: RefSeq, a predicted model, not a curated record